AGCAUCCAGCGUGGCAAUGAUCGCCACGUGGUACCUACGAGAGUAUAAAACCUUUCCCACAUUCCCUCACAUUCUUAUCCCACGCCGGACAUAAACAUGCAACGCCCAGCCAGCCUCAGGCCUGAGGCCUUCCCUUCGCUUCCCCUUUCUCUUCCGUGGAACAUCUCAACCAAACAGAACAAAACGCCAAAACGUAUAGUAUAAUACAAAGAAGGCAAACAUAAACAAAAAGGAGGAAACCAAAAGCGAAGAGAAUUAGUAAAACGGAGAAGAAGAAAGGAUAAAGUCAAAGGAGCAGACAGUUUUGAAAUGGCGAUUCCUUUACCGGAAUUGCAGCAUAGAGAGGAGGCUGUGGUGGCGUCGACUAGAACGGUGAACCCGCCGCCGUUUGGAGGCUUUUCAGAGGAGCGUGAAGAGAAGUCUCCGAUUUUGAUAUUCUUGUUGUUCCAUAAGGCGGUGCGGAAUGAGUUGGACGCGCUUCACCAAUUGGCUUUGGCGUUUGCUACGGGAAACAGUGUCGAUAUUCAAUCGCUGUUUCAACGGUACGGUUUCCUCAGAUCGAUUUAUAAGCACCACUCCGUUGCCGAAGAUGAGGUAAUUUUUCCAGCUCUAGACAUACGUGUAAAAAAUGUGGCAAAAACAUACUCACUUGAACACAAGGGUGAAAGCAAUCUUUUUGAUCAUCUAUUUAAGCUUUUAAAUUCUUAUAUGGAAGAUGAUGAAAGCUUCCCAAGGGAGUUAGCUGCUUGUACAGGGGCUCUUCAGACAUCAAUUAGCCAGCAUAUGGCCAAAGAAGAGGAGCAGGUUUUUCCUUUGCUUAUCGAAAAGUUCUCACUUGAAGAGCAAGCAUCUCUAGUCUGGCAGUUUUUAUGCAGCCUUCCGGUGAAUAUGAUGGCAGAGUUCCUUCCAUGGCUUUCAUCUUUUUUCUCUCCCGAUGAACAUCAGGACAUGCAGAAAUGCUUAAGCAAGAUAGUUCCAGAGGAAAAGCUUCUGCAGCAGGUUAUCUUCACCUGGAUGGAAGGGAGAAAUGGUGCUGACAUAUUAGGAAAAUGUCAUCUAGAUUCUACUGAUGGCAUUAGUCAGCCAUUGGACAGCAUAACAUGUUCUUAUGAGUUAUCCAAGAAUGGGAAAAGAAAAUAUUUGGAGCCUGGCAGUAAUGUUUCAGAGACGGAUGGCACACAUCCUAUGAAUGAAAUAUUGCUUUGGCAUAAUGCUAUUAAAAGAGAGUUGAAUGAGAUAGCUGAGGAGGCUAGGAAGAUUCAAUUUUCUGGGGACUUCAGUAAUCUAUCAGUCUUUAACGAACGGUUGCAAUUUAUUGCUGAGGUUUGCAUCUUUCACAGUAUUGCAGAGGACAAGGUAAUAUUCCCUGCAGUUGAUGGAGAACUGUCUUUCUCCCAGGAGCAUGCUGAAGAAGAAAGCCAAUUCAAUGACUUUAGGUGUUUGAUUGGAAGUAUUCAAAAUGCAGGAGCAGUUUCUUCUUCAGCUGCUGAAUUUUAUUCCAAGUUAUGUGAGCAUGCUGAUCAAAUAAUGGAAACUAUAAGGACACAUUUCCACAAUGAGGAAGUUCAGGUUCUUCCAAUUGUGCGAAAGAACUUUAGCUUCAAAAGGCAACGUGAACUUUUGUAUCAAAGCUUGUGUGUGAUGCCCUUGAGAUUGAUUGAGUGUGUCUUGCCGUGGCUGGUUGGGUCAUUAACUGACAAUGAAGCCCGGAAUUUCCUGAAGAACAUGAAGUUGGCAGCUCCAGCAACAGAUACUGCUCUGAUGACACUUUUUUCUGGUUGGGCUUGCAAGGGUCGUAACCAAGGCAUGUGUUUGUCUCCAAAUGGAAAUGGUUGCUGUGUUAAAAGGUUCACUGACAUUGAAAACGAUUUUGGUCAAUCAUGUUGCGCAUGCACUUCUUCCUUGUGCAUGAAUGAAACCUGUUUAUCAAUUCAUGGAGGUGAAGUUAAAAGGCUAGUCAAAAGAAAUGUUUCUGUUUCAUGCAAAAAUGGCAAUGCCUCUGACCAGUUAGUUACUGUCAGUUCCCAUAAGCCAUCUUGUAGUGAAAUGUCUUGCUGUGUUCCUGGUUUAGGAGUAAAUAGUAAUAAUCUGGGGUUGAGUUCUCUUUCAACAGUCAAGUCUCUGAGAUCUUUGUCUUUUAGCUCCUCUGCUCCAUCUCUUAAUUCCAGUCUUUUUGUCUGGGAAGCAGAUAAUAACUUGUCUGACAUUGGCUCAGCUGAACGACCAAUUGAUACUAUAUUCAAAUUUCAUAAAGCCAUCAGCAAAGACUUGGAAUAUCUGGAUGUUGAAUCUGGAAAGCUCAGUGAUUGUGAUGAGACAUUCCUUCGGCAGUUUAUUGGAAGAUUUCAUCUAUUAUGGGGUUUAUACAGAGCUCAUAGUAAUGCUGAGGAUGAUAUUGUUUUCCCAGCAUUGGAGUCUAAAGAGACACUUCAUAAUGUCAGUCACUCAUAUACGCUAGAUCAUAAGCAGGAGGAAAAAUUAUUUGAAGACAUUAACACUGUUCUUUCUGAACUUUCACACCUUCAUGAAAGCUUUAUCAGAGGUAAUAUGCCUGAAAAUUUAACUGGUACUAUCACUGAACUUUCUGGUGCCUACUAUGGUGAUUUUCUGAGAAAAUAUAAUGAGCUGGCUACUAAGCUUCAGGGGAUGUGCAAAUCCAUCAGAGUUACCCUGGAUCAUCAUAUUUUCAGGGAAGAACUUGAGCUUUGGCCAUUAUUUGGUAGAUAUUUCUCUGUGGAGGAGCAAGACAAACUAGUUGGCCGCAUAAUUGGAACCACAGGUGCUGAAGUGCUUCAGUCGAUGCUGCCAUGGGUAACUUCAGCCCUUACUCAGGAUGAGCAAAAUAAAAUGAUGGACACAUGGAAGCAAGCAACCAAAAACACAAUGUUCAACGAAUGGCUUAAUGAAUGCUGGAAAAAAACUUCAGAAUCAUCCUUGCCGAAUGAAAUGUCAGAAACUGGCAUUUCUCUGAAAGAUAAUGAUUUUCAAGUCAGCUUGGACCAAUGUGAUAAAAUGUUUAAGCCUGGGUGGAAAGAUAUUUUUCGAAUGAAUCAAAAUGAGCUUGAGUCAGAGAUCAGGAAGGUUUAUCGGGACUCAACUCUUGAUCCAAGGAGAAAAGCAUAUCUUGUUCAAAAUCUUUUAACUAGUCGUUGGAUAGCUGCUCAGCAAAAGUUGCCCCAUGCAGCAUCCGGUGAAACUUCUAAUGGUGAAGAUGUAUUGGGAUGCUUUCCAUCAUUUAGAGAUCCAGAAAAACAAAUAUUUGGGUGUGAGCACUACAAAAGAAACUGCAAACUCCGUGCUGCUUGCUGUGGCAAGUUGUUUACCUGCAGGUUUUGCCAUGACAAAGUGAGCGAUCACUCAAUGGAUAGAAAAGCAACCUUGGAAAUGAUGUGCAUGGUUUGCCUCAAGAGUCAACCUGUUGGGCCAAUAUGCAUUACACCUUCCUGCAAUGAACUGUCAAUGGCUAAGUAUUAUUGUAAUAUAUGCAAGUUUUUUGAUGAUGAAAGGAAUGUGUAUCAUUGUCCAUUUUGCAAUCUAUGCCGUGUUGGGAGAGGACUUGGGAUUGAUUAUUUUCAUUGCAUGACAUGCAAUUGUUGCCUUGGGAUAAAGUUAGUGAACCACAAGUGCCUGGAGAAAGGUUUAGAAACCAACUGCCCUAUCUGUUGUGAUUUUUUGUUCACAUCAAGUGCAACAGUCAGAGCUCUACCUUGCGGUCAUUACAUGCAUUCAGCUUGUUUUCAGGCAUAUACUUGCAGUCAUUACACCUGUCCAAUUUGCAGUAAAUCCUUGGGAGAUAUGGCGGUUUACUUUGGCAUGCUUGAUGCAUUGUUGGCUGCUGAGGAGCUUCCAGAAGAAUAUAGGGAUCGGUUUCAGGAUAUUCUCUGCAACGAUUGUGAUCAAAAGGGCACAGCUCGCUUCCAUUGGUUAUAUCACAAGUGUGGAUACUGCGGAUCGUAUAACACCCGCGUGAUCAAAACUGAGACACCAACUUCAUUCUGCUCUACCACACAUCAAUGAGAGGUUUCUCUUCUUUUCCGAAGAUGUAUAGAUGUUAGUUUGUGAAUAAUUGUAUAGCCAAUUCUUUUUUCGCACUACUAGGUGGCUAGUUUCCUUUACAACUGAUAUACACAUAAAAAGAGUCCUCUUCCCCCUUGGUUUUCGACUUUUGGGCUCAUCAAAAUGCAUAGAGAUGCCGAUAGAAGCUACAAGGUUUUGAAAGUUAGAGAUGCAAAGAAUUUUUGCUUCUAUAAACCAUCUUACAGAGAAAAAGAUAUAUAAUACUACCUCACCUCCUUCAACUUUAAACUUUUUGCAUUGUUUUUCUGUCAAUUUGUGCCCUUCUGCUGCUCCUUUUGUUGGGGCCAACGAAGAAUGGGUACUAUAAAAGCUGAAUCGGGUCCAGAAGAAAUGCUAGGAAGUAAAAUUGACAGUAGCAGAAAUGAUCCGAGCUAGAAAGACAUGUUUAGUUUGUUCGAAAAUCAACAUGAUUUGAAUCGGAAGGUUAACUAUUGAAAAUAGUUAUGAUUUUGAAAGUUCGUAAUUCAAACUUGAUUUAGCAUGAAUCAAUUAACCUGAUCUAGCCUGUGUAUCUAAUCAUA
Molecule: messenger RNA, 4598 nt
Organism: Durio zibethinus
Lineage: Eukaryota; Viridiplantae; Streptophyta; Magnoliopsida; Malvales; Malvaceae
Product: zinc finger protein BRUTUS-like
Biological process (GO): ubiquitin-dependent protein catabolic process; protein ubiquitination
Cellular component (GO): nucleus
Molecular function (GO): ubiquitin protein ligase activity; zinc ion binding
Source: RefSeq, a predicted model, not a curated record